Molecule: messenger RNA, 3184 nt
Organism: Neocloeon triangulifer
Lineage: Eukaryota; Metazoa; Arthropoda; Insecta; Ephemeroptera; Baetidae
Gene: IntS4
Product: integrator complex subunit 4
Exons: 15
Coding region: 155-3097 (980 amino acids)
Biological process (GO): snRNA processing
Cellular component (GO): integrator complex
Source: RefSeq, a predicted model, not a curated record
AGUCUUUAUCUUAACGUUGAUCUUAACUUUGCUGCUCUUGUUGACAUUUUUGCUGAUAGCAGAGUGAGAUUCCCGGAUUAUUUAAUAAAUUUGAUUGAAAAUAUUCGAAAAAAAGCUUUUGGUUGUUGACUGAUUUUAAUUUAAUUACGGUGCAAUGGCUGCUGUAUUGAAAAAGCGAGCCUUGGCCGAAUACAGCCACGUUAUUGUGAAGGACGAGCCUGGUUCAAAGCCACUAAAGCGUCUGCGGCUCUUGAAACGCUCUCAGAGUGGCUGCUCCAGUGCAUCCAUUGCUGGUUACGCAAACCUUCUUGACAAGUGCCGUGCCAGCAACGACACAAACUAUGCCAUGUCCCUGUUGCUUCGAAUUUCAGACGCUCUGGGAGACCAAGAUGAUAAUACUGUCCAUCAGCAGGAAGAUCUCAAUGAUACACAAAGACGUCUUGCUGAUCAUUUUUCAAGCGAGAAGGAGUCCGCCUUGCGAGCCAAAAUUCUCAAUCUGAUGGGUACAAUUGGUUGCCUACCUGGACAGGAUGCGCAGGGUGUCAUGGACGACAUUGUUAGUCUCUUGAAGCAAGAAGAAUCACAUAAAGUAAUCACUCAAGGUCUAGAUGCUCUUUUGAAACUUGGUUCCAUGCUCCCGUCUAAUUCAGUUGGACACCAACGCCUUGUGGCUCUUGCGAAGCAGUAUUUGUGUGAUACAAGUCACACUGUUAAGUGCAAAUGCUUAGAGAUCAUAGGAAUUUUGCUCCCUAUUGAAGGAACUUCUUUUAAAGACUCUUCACUUGCAAUGUUGAAACUUAUUGCCACCUACACUAAUUACCAAGAGCCUAGAGUUCGAAGUGCUGCUUUUAAUGCCAUGAUAAUUUUGCACGAAAGAGGCCUGAAACUGGAUCCUAGUCUUUACGAAGAGGUCUGCAAUGCGUUGAAAGACGAUUAUGAAAUAGUUCGUAAAAACGCCAUGAACCUUAUUUGGAUACUCGCUUCAACAUAUCCAGACACUAUUGUUGCUCUGCCUGGCACAAGUGACCAGGAGAUCAGACUGGCUGACGAUGCUUUUGGCAAACUCAGCAGCUGCAUCAAUGACCUUUCCAUGAAUGUUCGAGUCCAGGCUGCAAUCUUGCUAGGAAAAUUUGGAGGAAAUCUUGUCAAGCCAAAGUUCCUGCAGCAAACUCUGGACAAGAAACUUAUGUCAAAUAUGAGAAAAAAGAGAUCUGCUCAUGAGAGACAUUGGGAGUCAGUGACUUCUGGCGAGUGGGCCUCUGGCAAAAAGUGGGCUGAUGAUGCUCCAAGAGAAAUGUUGGAUGCAGAAACAGUCAGCUUGAUCACAAUUGGUGCAUGUGGGGCUUUUGUGCAUGGUCUUGAAGAUGAAUUCAUGGAGGUGAGGAGUGCAUCGGUUGAUUCCCUGUGUGCGAUUUCCAUGACCGACUACAACUUUGCCACAAUGGCAUUGGAAUUUUUAGUCGAUAUGUUUAAUGACGAAAUUGAGGAAGUGCGUCUAAAGGCUAUUGACAGUCUUACCAGGAUCAGUAGUUUCAUUGUUCUCAGGGAGGACCAGCUGGAAACAAUACUUGGAGCCCUUGAGGAUUUCUCUAUUGAUGUUCGAGAAGGCUUGCACAAAAUGCUGGCUGCUUGUAAGUUGUCGACUAAGGGUUGCCUUCAAAUGUGUGUUGAAAGUUUGCUGGAAAACCUUAAGAAAUACCCAGAGGACAAAAGGUCUACUUGGCAAUGUUUGCAAAAAUUAGGCACAUCACACCCAUACCUUACUUUGCCACUUGUACCAGCUUUACUAGGGAUUCACCCCUUCCUUGAUUUACCUGAGCCUGACGUUGAAGACCCAGCUUAUGUGUGCAUGCUUAUCCUGGUCUUCAAUGCUGCCAUGAAGUGUCCAAACAUGCUUCAGCUGUUUGAAGAGCACACCCUUCGACACUACAGCUACUUGCGAGACACCAUGCCUAACCUGGUACCCCAUCUGAAGCUGCAAGUCGGUGCCAGCAAUGGCAGACACUGUAAUCAGGAGCUUACCGCUGCUGUUACGCACACAGCAAAUUUCAUGGAAGCACUUUUGGAAAGGCUAGAAUGUGCACAUAACACCAAAAUCAGAGCCGAGUUGUUGCAGACUGCACAAAAGACCUUGGCUCGGCUAGCUAACAUGGACGAAGGGUUAAGCGGGGCUUCUCACUUCAUGUCAAUGCUAAUUCAAGCCCAUCAGCUUCUUAAUAAGCUCCUUGCAAGUAAAUUAUGGACACAUCCUUCUGCUCUGGCCUCUGAAGAGGGAAAAAUUAUAAAAACACAAAUCGCUGAAUUGCUGCAGAUCUGCUUGAGGUUACAGCAUGUUUUUGUUGGCCACAACGAUGCCACAAUGAGUGCUGUCAGGCAGAUAAAAUUGAGGGCUCUGGCACUCCAGCUUGUUUUUACUGUUCGAGGCUCCAAUGCUUCAGCUUUAGCUCAAUGUGAACAUUUUUUAGCCGAAGUCGAAGAUGUUCAAUAUUUCAUGGGUGAAAAAAUGCUGCCAAUGGACCCUUUUACUUCAGCCGUGCUCCGUGACUUGGCAGUUCUGGAAGAUGCAAAGCCUGGAGCAGUUGCCAGGAUCCUCCUUCCUCUGACCUCGAUGCCAACUGGACCCCUUCCAAGGCCUGAUAUAACAUUGCAAAUGUGCUCGGCAUUGAUUUUGGAGCCCAAAGGAGAAGCUGACACUGCCCUGACAUUUACUGCGGGACUUGUUUUGGGAGUGUCCCUAGAUGCGGAACUGUACAACUUGGCUAACAUGUCAGCUCUUAGGGUCAAGGUCAAGUAUCCUGACCAGACCACACAACUUCUGAUGCCCUGCAAAUCGGAUCUAAGGGUCAGUGAUGUUGUAAAGAACCCUGAGCAAAAUAACAAUGAUGGGCCCGGAAAGAACUUCAGGCUUAGAACUACUGUGCUACUUUCACAUGGAGUGUGGACUGAAGGAUGUCCGGUUGAUUUGUCUCUUGUGCUGGACCUUUCUGCACCAGAGGCAAGUAUGGGCCGACGAGGAGAUGACUCAUUAUGCACACUCGAACUUUGUAAGCCUGUCACCAUCAGCAUUUCACCCAAGCAAGUCAAAAAGGGGUUUUAAUCAACAACUCUUGAGUGUUUUGUAAUUAUAUAUACAUUUUUUGUGAAUUUAUAUGGUAAUAAAUAAAAUUAAAUACAUCAUAAUUAA